Ceratitis capitata (Mediterranean fruit fly) is the source of this 2579-nucleotide messenger RNA. RefSeq names its product nuclear pore complex protein Nup88 (gene mbo). The coding region runs from base 177 to 2384 and encodes 735 amino acids. Gene Ontology annotation, molecular function: structural constituent of nuclear pore. The record is from RefSeq and is a predicted model, not a curated record. NCBI's taxonomy places the organism in Eukaryota, Metazoa, Arthropoda, Insecta, Diptera, Tephritidae. Gene Ontology annotation, biological process: ribosomal small subunit export from nucleus; mRNA export from nucleus; ribosomal large subunit export from nucleus. The transcript has 12 exons. Gene Ontology annotation, cellular component: nuclear pore.
GCUGUUUUGCUUUCAACAAUUCGUUUACAUUUGUGUUAACCUUAAAUUUUUAGUGUUUUUCAACAAAUACGCGUAUUUUAUUCGCCGCCAAUUAAGUUUUUUGUUUAUUUGCUGUAAAUUAUAGUGAAUUUCUUUUGUUUUGUGUAUAAGCUGAAGUGUUUUGAUAUUCAGUGAAAAUGUCCAUCAACAGCACGGACACCUUGAAACUAAAUCAUACAGCAAUGUUUGCAAAAAUACGUGCCGGUUUGCCGAUUGAGCGCCAACAUACGCAAAAUUUGUUGGAAUCCAAGGAUGACAUGCUGUAUGCAUGGGAUUCGGAAGAUUGCUGCUUGUUAGCAAUGAAUUGGCGUUUAGCGGCUUUUGAGGGAUGCAAUGCUGUCAAAUAUCAGAGUCUCGUACCAUCGGUGCCGCAAAGUUUCCAAGUCGAACGUGUUGUCGCCUCGACAGAAGGCUCACUCAUAGCACUAGCCGGCGCCAGAGGUGUCACCGUGCUAGAGUUGCCACGCCGUUGGGGCAGAGAUGGGCUCUUCAUGGAGGGCAAAGAGAAAAUCACAUGUCGCGCAUUCAAUUUAGACGCUCAACUAUUUAGCAACAAUCCACACCUGGAACUGCGUCAAUUGCGUUGGCAUCCCUUUUCCCCCACUGACUCGCAUUUGUUGGUCCUCCUCUCGGACAAUACAAUACGCGUUUAUGACAACUCUACUCUACGUCACGUCUGGAAGGUGGGACCAGUUCCAAUAAAGUCCGACAACAGUCUCAAUAAUUCGCUAACAACAGCCUUAAUAAUUGGCGAUUUUGCUGUAGAUUUUGAUAUUGCGCCUGCUGUAGCCUUGAAGGAAGACGCAGUAUUAAAUUCUUCAACUACAAUCAAUAAUAAUACCACUAAGGACUCGUUGAAUCAUAGUCGUAAUCUAACGAAAUCGUUAAAUGAGACUACAACGGGAAAUAAUAAAACCGCACAGAGUACCGAACGCUUUGAAUGGCCCAUUGUUGUGCUGCGUGAGAAUGGUAAUAUUUAUAUACUAAUGGCUGGACUGGAUAGUAAUAAACCACGCCUACAAGGUCCCAUAACAAUCACACCACAAAGUAAUAACAAUUAUGGCUUGGAUUCUUGUGCCAUUCUAGUUAUACCAUCAUUGCCACCAACACUCGUGAUUGCGGAAUCGAAUGGCACAUUGUAUCAUGCCUUGUUGCUCGAAGCGGCAGAGGCAGAAGAGUCAUUCAAUGAAGUCGACGCCAGUUUGAUUAUACAUCCAUCUGAGUAUACCAUACAUGUGUUGGAGUCGGUGUUGUUGGAGUUGGGCCUGCCAAAGGAUGAUCCAAAAUCGAAGACUUACAAUUGUCCGAUAUAUUUGAAACGCGAUUAUAUCAAUGAGUUGCGCUACUUUGCCUAUCACAAUGCUGGACUGCAUGCAAUAACCGUUAAUUUCAUAUCCGAACUGCAGCGCUUCGUCGAAAGCGAAGUCGACUCCGACAUCAGUCCACUAUCGAUCGCUUCGAAUGCCGAGUACAUUGUUUGCACGAAAAUCGAUGCAAGCGAACGUAUUAAUGCCGUACUCGGCUUCGUCUUACUACAAAUGCCAGCCGGUGUUGUACUACUACUUGGUAGCGGUGAAGUGAUUAGCCUAAAGCUGAUAAUAGAUCCUAAAAUACUUGUUGAAUCUGUAAAGAUUAAAGAAGAAGUUGAGAAAUCCCUACCCAAGUUGGAUGGCAAGUCUGAAUUAGAUCGUAUGCUGGAGCCGUCUUUUAUCGAUCAUGUCAAGAGCUUGCUCAAACGUGAUGUCACACAACCAAUACUCUCCGUAGAUAAGUCGAGUUCGCCGACACCACAAGAAAGCUAUGAACUGCUAACACAAGCCAUAGAGGUUUUGCGUACACAAUACUUGAGGCGUCACGAGCGUGUGCGCGCUGAGAUUACGAAACGUGUGAAUACAAUAAAAUUGCGUAAAGAUCAACAGGAACGUGAAAUUGUGGAGUUGGAACGGGAGCGUGAGAAUAUACGUGAGACAGCACAUCGGCUGGCCGAACGUUUCGAGGAGAUAAGCGAGCAGCAGGAACUCAUAACAAAGAAAUGUCAGCAUCUGAUGCGUCAAGCUCACACACGUCUGCCCACCAAUCCAAUUGCUGAUAAAGAGUUCGCCAAGGAGGUCGAACGCAUCAAUAAGGAGACUAAAACUUUGGCAAAUGCCAUGCAAAAGGCGCGAGAUAGUAUCAACAAGCAAACUUAUCAUAUCUCCAAGUACAAUCAGACGAGUAAGAAAAAGACUUUCCAUUUGCCAGAGCGACAAGAGAGGAAUAUUAAGGAGAUACUAAUGCAGAUCGCUGCCGAAGUGGAUUCCCAAAUUCGUGAUGUCAAACAUAUUAACAAGAAGCUCGGCGUUUAAUACGAAAAUGUGUAGCCUUCAGUUAAGUUUUCAAGCGCAUUAAAUGGCAAAACUAUCAUAUUUGCUCUGUUCCAGUUCGCUCUUUUGUUUAUUAAUUUUGUUUAAUGUAAUACAUUCAUACAUACAUACAUACAUACAUAUUUCAUUUUCUUAUGAUAUGAUUUGAUAAUCAAUAAAAUGCUCAAUACAAAAGGA